UGGGGUGGUGGGAGGUCGUCUCCGGUCAUGUCUCCAUCUCGCGAUCCAUACACGAUAUAUUCGUAUUUUUUCAGGAAUUUUGUUUCAUGUACAUCUUUUUGUUUACAACCUCAACUUUUGAAAGUUAUCGCUUCCUCGGCUGAGUCCAAGCCUGGCGUCAAUUAUCAGAUUAUAAGACAUUUAUUAGCAUUACAUGUAUUGUCAAAGAUCAGUUCAUAUAUUUCAGCAGAGAAAGAAAAAUUUCAAUAUUAUUUUUUUGAGCCUUUUAUUUGCUCUAGGAUCGUAUGUCCGUGUGUUACCUGUUAAGUUUACGGCCGCGAUUGACCUGGUACUGCACGAAGCAUACAAUGUAAACAAUGUAAACAAUAUAACACUGAAGAAUAUUACAUAAUUUGCAUGUCAUCAAACACGACGGUAUGAGAGCUAAAAGGUUACUGAAGUCAGCUAACUCGGCCAGCGCUUAUGUCUUUACAAGGUUCUUUUCGAGAAGAAAGGUGGGUGAGUUGGACAAGAAAUACGUUCUUAUCACGGGCUGCGACUCGGGUUUCGGUCAAGAAACCGCCAUUACAUUGGACAAGAUGGGGAUUGGUGUGUUGGCGACUUGUUUAACGAAAGAAGGAGAGCAGAGUUUGAAAGCUGCGACAAGCGACAGAUUGAAAACUUUCCAGUUAGAUGUUACUAAUUCAGAGCAGAUUAAAACCCUCUACGAGCUAGUAAAGGAACAACUGCCCUCGGAUCAAGGUCUGUGGGGACUAGUAAACAAUGCCGGAAUUACUCUAAUUGGACCAAUAGAGUGGAUCCCGCUGGAAAAGUCCAAACGCAUUGCUGACGUUAAUCUGUGGGGGAUGAUUGACGUCACAAAAACCUUCCUGCCGCUCGUCAAGAAGGCCCGGGGACGAGUAGUAAACUUAUCGAGUAUGUUAGGUCGUGUUUCACUGCCUAACCUCUCUUGCUACUGCGUCACCAAAUAUGGAGUACAAGCAUUUUCCGAUGCUUUGAGACGGGAAAUGGCCCCGUGGCGAGUACAAGUCAGUAUUAUCGAACCGGGUUUGUUCAAAACUACCAUAGCAAAUGAAGAUCGGAAUAUCCAAGUAGUGCAGGAAUUGUGGGAUGGCCUCAGUCCAGAGUUAAAAGAGGAGUAUGGAGAGAGAAAACUAAAUCGAAUUAAAAAGGGAAUCAGUAAAUCUUCCAGGACAGCUUCUUCAGACACUUCCAAAGUUGUGGACGCGGUAAUCGAUGCCCUGAUUUCCCAGCGACCUCAAACUCGCUAUCCCGUUGGCCUGGAUGCAGAAGUGUCCAUCUUCAUUUCAUUUUUGCCCACUUUCAUCGCUGAUUACCUUUUCCGGAAAAGUAUGAACGUUAAAAGAUAGCGUGUAUUAAAUGGAGUCAUGAGCCUAUUUCUUUAA
Molecule: messenger RNA, 1406 nt
Organism: Orbicella faveolata
Lineage: Eukaryota; Metazoa; Cnidaria; Anthozoa; Scleractinia; Merulinidae
Product: retinol dehydrogenase 7-like
Biological process (GO): steroid metabolic process
Cellular component (GO): intracellular membrane-bounded organelle
Molecular function (GO): oxidoreductase activity
Source: RefSeq, a predicted model, not a curated record